This is a messenger RNA of Diabrotica virgifera virgifera (western corn rootworm), 1093 nucleotides long. Its product is annotated as alpha-tocopherol transfer protein-like. The coding region runs from base 200 to 1066 and encodes 288 amino acids. Gene Ontology annotation, cellular component: membrane. The record is from RefSeq and is a predicted model, not a curated record. Gene Ontology annotation, molecular function: phosphatidylinositol bisphosphate binding. Lineage: Eukaryota; Metazoa; Arthropoda; Insecta; Coleoptera; Chrysomelidae. The transcript is spliced from 5 exons.
AUACAUACAUAUAGUCAUGCUUUUGGAAUCAACGUUGAGUUGAUUCCGUGCAUAGUAGCGCACUAUGUUACAGUGAAUGAUUUGAAUGUGAAUGAUUGCAUGCUCGUAUCCUAUAAUAAAAGUAUCUACUUAAUAACUGUAGUAGAUAAUUGUGUCACAGUAAGUUAACUAAAAGCGCAAGUGAAACGAAAAGGAAAACAUGGAAAACGGUGUAUCAGAAAAAGUGGAUAUGUUAAAAGAUUGGAUAAAGCAACAACCACAUCUACCGCAUAAAAAUAAUGAUGUUUUACUUACACGUUUCAUUUACUGCUGCAAUGGAAGUAUUGAAGUUGCGAAAAAACUAAUCGAUCUGUUUUAUUCGAUGAGACUUCAAAUACCAGAACUGUUUUCAGAUAGGGAUCCUGCUCAUCCAGAUAUAGAUAAAGCUUGGCAAGUUAUGGACCUCAUACCAUUACCCAUAUUGACCAAAGACAAGUACCAGCUACUAGUAUAUCGCUUAAACACGAGCGAUGCCGACAACUUUAAUUUCAUAAAUGCUGCAAAAACUUUUACGAUGGUUGCUGAUGUCAGGAUGAUUCAAGAAAGUAGCCUAUCAGAAGGCGAAGUUCCUAUAUUUGACAUGAAAAACUUUACUAUCAAACAUUUUACGAAAUUUGCCUUCCCGAUUAUGAGGAAACAAGCAGUAUAUUCUCAGGAAGCACUUCCAAUAAGAUUGAAGCAAAUACAUUUUGUCAAUGCGACCUCAUUUUUUGACAAAAUAAUGCUUCUAAUACGACCUGUUUUGAAAAGUGAAGUGGUAAAAAUGCUUCACGUUCAUCUUCCAAAUUCUGAAACUCUAUUCGACUUUAUACCAAGAGAUUUGCUUCCGGAGGAAUAUGGUGGUACAAUUGGUUCGUGCGAAGACCUGAAGAAGAUAUGGAGAACAAAGAUGCUAGAUGAAAGAGAAUAUUUUACAAAUGAUGAGUAUUGGAAAGUGGAUGAAUCCAAACGACCAGCUGGCAGUGAUAAUUCUCAUUCUCAAUAUUUUGGUAUGCAAGGAUCAUUCAAAACUCUGAGUAUUGAUUAAAAGUUCCAAUAAAGUAAUAUUUUUUAA